AAAAGAGAAUUUUGUGGUGGCGCUGUCAUCGGAUUUUUUUUUCAGUGUGUUUGGGUGUUUUGUUUUCCUUUGAAAAUUAUUAUUUUCUUGUGCCGGAUAAAAUGCCCGUGGACAUGAAUUGUCUCACAGCUGGUUGGUUGGAAUUGGAGAGUGAUCCGGGAUUGUUUACCCUGCUACUGGAGGACUUUGGUGUGGAGGGCGUACAAGUGGAGGAGAUUUAUGAUCUUCAGAAACCGCUUGAAGCUCCGGUUUAUGGGUUUAUCUUCCUCUUCCGGUGGAUUGAGGAACGUCGUGCUAGGAGGAAAGUUGUGGAGACAACAGACAUCUUCGUGAAGGAUGAGGAAGCGGUCAAUUCAAUCUUCUUUGCCCAGCAAAUGGUUCCAAACAGCUGUGCUACUCAUGCUCUGCUGUCGGUGCUCCUUAACUGUUCUGGGCUGCAUUUGGGAGACACCCUGGGACGAUUGAAGGUUCACACAAAGGGGAUGUGUCCGGAGAAUAAGGGAUGGGCAAUUGGGAAUACGCCGGAAUUGGCAUGUGCUCACAAUUCCCACGCAAUGCCACAGGCAAAGAGGAGGCUGGAUAAGACGAGUGGGGUGUCAACGGGACGCUUCACCGGAGAGGCCUUUCAUUUUGUCAGCUUUGUCCCCAUCAAUGGGCACUUGUUUGAAUUGGAUGGCCUGAAACCCUUUCCAAUGGAUCAUGGGCCGUGGGAGGAACGUGAGGACUGGACGGACAAAUUCAGGCGCAUCAUGGCUGAUCGUCUGGGCAUUUCAACGGGAGAACAAGAUAUUCGCUUCAAUCUCAUGGCUGUUGUGCCCGAUCGAAGAAUAGCAAUAACGCACAAACUGAAGAUGCUCAAAACAAAUCAAGCAAUCGUCACAGCUGCCCUGGAGAAACUCCUAAAAGCCUCAAAUAGUAAACCAGACACCAAUUCCACUGCCGAUCGCAAACCCGGAGAUCAUCCCUGUGAUGGUAUAAAGUCCGAAGGGGAAACAAACGCAUCCGGAGCAUCGGAGAAUCACGUAGAUGCCAAGAAGGAGGCAGUUAAAGAGGAGGAUGUGUCUCCGGCGUCAUUCCUCGAACCGCAGGCCUUCUCGCCGAAGGAUCUCCUGGCACUGCUGAAGAAUCUCGAGAGUGAAAUUGCCACGACGGAGCAGCAUUUGAGUGAUGAGAAUGACAAACGGGCCAUGUUCAAAGUGGACGACUGCCGGCGAACGCAUAACUACGACGAAUUUAUCUGUACAUUCCUCAGUAUGUUGGCGCACGAGGGAGCCCUUGGGGAGCUCGUGUCGCAGCACCUUCUCCUGCCGCGGAAGAUUCCCACCACAACAGCCAAGAGAUCUCCAAGUACCGGCACCACGGGCAAAGGUACCGGCGGAAAACGACGUCGGGGGAAGAAUAAGUGUCGACGCCGGAAAUAGGGAAGCCCCACAACGAAGCACCCCCCAAAUUCCUUCCGAAUGUAAAUAAAGAUUUCAAUUUUUCUGCAAAA
Lutzomyia longipalpis is the source of this 1492-nucleotide messenger RNA. It is a transcript of the gene calypso, whose product is annotated as ubiquitin carboxyl-terminal hydrolase calypso. Gene Ontology annotation, biological process: protein deubiquitination; ubiquitin-dependent protein catabolic process. Lineage: Eukaryota; Metazoa; Arthropoda; Insecta; Diptera; Psychodidae. Gene Ontology annotation, cellular component: cytoplasm. Gene Ontology annotation, molecular function: cysteine-type deubiquitinase activity. The record is from RefSeq and is a predicted model, not a curated record. The transcript is spliced from 2 exons. Bases 102 to 1421 code for a protein of 439 amino acids.